Aphidius gifuensis is the source of this 349-nucleotide messenger RNA. RefSeq names its product purine nucleoside phosphorylase-like. Gene Ontology annotation, biological process: nucleoside metabolic process. The coding region runs from base 16 to 333 and encodes 105 amino acids. Gene Ontology annotation, cellular component: cytoplasm. The transcript has 2 exons. The record is from RefSeq and is a predicted model, not a curated record. Gene Ontology annotation, molecular function: purine-nucleoside phosphorylase activity. NCBI's taxonomy places the organism in Eukaryota, Metazoa, Arthropoda, Insecta, Hymenoptera, Braconidae.
UGAUACUGAAAAGAAAUGGGUAUUGCUGAUAAAAUUCAUAUUGCAAUAUUAACUUGCAUUGGUGGACCAAAUUUUGAGACACCUGCUGAGCUUAGAAUGAUGAGAAUUUUUGGCAUUGAUGCUGUUGGUAUGUCAAUUGUUCAUGAAGCAAUAGCAGCACGUCACUGUGGUAUGACUGUAUUUGCAUUUAGUUUUAUAUCAAAUAUUUGUAUUUGUGAUUAUGAAAUUAAUGACGAAGCAGAUCAAGUAUUGGAUGCUGGAAAGAAAAAAGACUCAGACUUUAAGAAAUUAUUGGAAAAAUUGCAAAUUUUAUUGACAAACAAUAACAUGUAAUAUUAUCAAUUAAUGA